Malaclemys terrapin pileata is the source of this 2664-nucleotide messenger RNA. It is a transcript of the gene GPT, whose product is annotated as glutamic--pyruvic transaminase. Gene Ontology annotation, biological process: biosynthetic process. Lineage: Eukaryota; Metazoa; Chordata; Testudines; Emydidae. Gene Ontology annotation, molecular function: L-alanine:2-oxoglutarate transaminase activity; pyridoxal phosphate binding. The record is from RefSeq and is a predicted model, not a curated record. The transcript is spliced from 12 exons. The coding region runs from base 131 to 1591 and encodes 486 amino acids.
UCCUCCCCCCGCCCGCCUUUCUGCCCCUUCUGCCCCGUAUUAAAGAGCUGCGGAGCGGUUCGCUGCUCUCUGCGCCUGGGACCCCGGCGCGCCGUCUCUAGCCGCGGGAGCCCGGGCGGGUCUGGCCAGGAUGGCGGAGAACGGGCUGCGGGACAAGGUGCUGAGCCUGGACUCCAUGAACCCCUGGGUGAAGCGGGUGGAGUACGCGGUGCGGGGCCCCAUCCUGACCCGCGCGGUGGAGCUGGAGGAGGAGCUGCGGCAGGGUGUGAAGAAGCCUUUCACAGAGGUGAUUAAAGCCAACAUUGGCGAUGCCCACGCCAUGGGCCAGCGCCCCAUCACCUUCCUGCGCCAGGUCAGCGCCCUGUGCCUGUACCCUGAGCUGCUGAGCGAACCCCUCUUCCCCGACGACGCCAAGCAGCGAGCACGCAGACUGCUGGCAGCAUGCGGAGGGCAGAGCGUCGGUGCCUACACGGCCAGCCACGGCAUCGAGAUCAUCCGCCAGGACGUGGCCCGGUACAUCGAGCGGCGGGACGGGGGCAUCCCCGCCAACCCGGACAACAUCUACCUGUCUACGGGUGCCAGUGAUGCUGUCAUGACCAUGCUGAAGCUGCUGGUGUCGGGGGAGGGCCGGUCGCGGACGGGCGUGAUGAUCCCCAUCCCCCAGUACCCGCUCUACUCGGCUGGCAUCGCCGAGCUGAACGCCGUGCAGGUCAACUACUACCUGGAUGAGGAGCACUGCUGGGCGCUGGACGUCGGGGAGCUGCGGCGGGCGCUGCACCAGGCUCGGGGGCACUGCCAGCCCCGCGUGCUCUGCAUCAUCAACCCUGGGAACCCCACCGGCCAGGUCCAGAGCCGGAAAUGCAUCGAGGAUGUCAUCAAGUUUGCGUGGGAGGAGCAGCUCUUCCUGAUGGCUGAUGAGGUCUAUCAGGACAACGUCUACGCCGAGGGCUCCGAGUUCCACUCCUUCAAGAAGGUCCUUUUCGAGCUGGGCCCCAAGUACUCAAGCGUGGUGGAGCUGGUAUCCUUCCACUCCAUCUCCAAGGGCUUCAUGGGAGAGUGUGGGUUCCGGGGCGGGUACAUGGAGGUGGUGAACCUGGAUCCGGCCGUGCAGCAGCAACUCUCCAAGCUGGUGUCGGUGCGUCUGUGCCCACCCGUGCCCGGCCAGGUGCUGCUGGACGUCGUCAUGAACCCACCAAAGCCUGGCGAGCCCUCGUACCAGAGCUUCAUCCGGGAGAAGCAGGUGGUGCUAAGUAACCUGGCCCAGAAAGCGCAGCUGACCCAGGAGAUCUUCAGCCAGGUGCCCGGGAUCCACUGUAACCCCGUCCAGGGCGCCAUGUACUCCUACCCCAGGAUCCAGAUCCCAGCCAGGGCUGUGCAGGAGGCCCAGGCUCGGGGCUUUGCCCCAGACAUGUUCUUCUGCCUCCAGCUGCUGGAGGAGACGGGCAUCUGCGUGGUGCCAGGGAGCGGCUUUGGGCAGCGAGAGGGCACCUAUCACUUCAGAAUGACCAUCCUGCCGCACGUGGAGAAGCUCCAGACCCUGCUGAAGAAACUCAGCCAGUUCUAUGCCAAGUUCACCCAGGAAUAUUCCUAAUGUGCUGCCCGGGGCAGCUGCCAGCUCUGCCCUGCCCGCCUGCCCAGCGCCCGCCGGGGGCCGGGGCCGCGUCUCUGACUGGCAGCUGUCCAGGCCCCCACACUGGGAUCCACCUGUGCCAGCCCAGCUGCCCCGCUCGCCGAGUGCUCCUGAGGGGUGCCAGGCGCUCUGGGGCUGUGCCAUGUCCCCGACACUCCACCCCCCCCCGGCCUUUGGGGGUGGGGCAGCUUGGGCACGGAAUGCACCAGCACCGGGAAGCUGUGUGCCAGCGAGCUCGCAGCCCCUGCCCCUCGUGGCCCAGCUGACUGUACUCCACUAGCCCCGUGCAGCCUGCUGGGCACCGCUGGAUGAGGUGCCCUGGCAUCUGGGCAGGCCCUGGCAUCACCAGUCAGUGGGACCUGCGGGUGGGCUCCAGCAGCACCCUCUGGGCCACCCACGGUCCCUCUCACGCACGUCCCGCGGGCCAGGGCACGGGGCACCAUGCUCUGUCUGCCAGACCCUGCCCAGGCUGUAUCACCAGCCCUGUCUGGGCCAGCAUAGCCCCUGCCCCACCACUGAUGCCACGCUCCAGGUGCCCACCAGCUCCUCGCCACCCACAUGGUGCCUUGAGCCAUCUGUCCUGAAGUGCCUUGUUCCCCCUCCUCCUCUGCUGACCCCCGUGCCCCGCAAGGGGGCAGCCGCAGUGGCUCUGUCUGCCCCAUAGGCCAGGCCAGCAGGGCUCCCUGUGCCACCCUCUUCCCCGGGGCUACAGCGGGUCAGACAGAGCCCCCCAGAGACCCAGGCUGGGCACACGGUGCCUGCCGAGGUGGAGAGCUGCCCGCUAGUGGCAUGGACAGCUGCAGCCCAUGGAGGGACAUGCCCAGCCCAGGAGGGUCUCUGAUUGAGCCUGUGGGGUUUUGUUCUGCCCCCCCCUCCAGCUCGUCCGCAGGGCCCCCCUGCGCCUGGGUCCUGGGCAGAGACGUGGCCGGGGGCGGGCGCAUGAGGCUGGGCGACGGCCAGCUGGAGAUGGGGCUUCACGGGGGCCUGGCUUGGACCCCCCAGAGCAGCAAUAAACAGUUAAUGACUGAACAAGG